Temnothorax curvispinosus is the source of this 1397-nucleotide messenger RNA. Its product is annotated as neuronal acetylcholine receptor subunit alpha-5-like. Lineage: Eukaryota; Metazoa; Arthropoda; Insecta; Hymenoptera; Formicidae. Gene Ontology annotation, biological process: regulation of membrane potential; monoatomic ion transmembrane transport; nervous system process. Bases 29 to 1369 code for a protein of 446 amino acids. Gene Ontology annotation, cellular component: neuron projection; synapse; membrane. The record is from RefSeq and is a predicted model, not a curated record. The transcript has 8 exons. Gene Ontology annotation, molecular function: transmembrane signaling receptor activity; extracellular ligand-gated monoatomic ion channel activity; neurotransmitter receptor activity.
UCGAAAUCGUUGGCUCGUAACGAUCAAUAUGAGAAUAUUAAACGUGUUCGGAUUUUUUGGUAUUCUCUGCAUCAAUUUCGAACAAUUCACUGCUUUCAAUAACAAAAUGGAUAUUCGGUCUGGGAUAAAUGGAUUUGACGGAUAUAAAGUAUCGGAUUUGGAUAUAGUGAAACGAAAUUGCAAGAAUUUGGAAACUUUAUCGCCAUUAUUACGCCUUAAAAAGCAUCUUUUUUGCGAUUACGAUGAUACUGUUUAUCCCAAUUAUCCUAAAACAACCAAUGUUACUCUGAUCUUGAUGCCAAGGCAAAUGAAUUUCAAAACAGACAAUGCUAAGCUAUUAUUGCACAGUUGGAUGUCACUUACGUGGAUGGAUCCGCGACUUACUUGGACACCGAGCGAUUACGACGAUAUAACUUUUAUUCAUGUAAAAAGCUGGGAGAUCUGGACGCCCGAUCUAUGUCUCAACAAUUCUGCCGAUAUGUCGAGUGAUCAAUAUGGGCUACCUACGACAGAGUGUUUGCUCUUCAACUCGGGCUCCGUCAGCUGCGUCCCCGUAGUAAAAUUUAUUUCAAAAUGCGAUCCCGAUUAUACGUAUUGGCCUUACGAUAAACAUCAAUGUCGCGUCACGUUUAUUUCAUGGAUGCACAAAGGGGAAGAAGUCGAUUUGCUGAUGAGUGGAAUUGGGAUUAUUAUGAGCAGUUACAUAAAUGACACGAGGUGGGAUUUCAAGUUUAUCAAUUCGAUGAGGGAAGUCAAAAAAUAUAAGUGCUGCCCGAACGACACGUAUCCAAAAAUCAAUUAUAACUUCUUGUUGACGCGCCAUCACGGCAAACAUCACUCGUCUAUUAUCAUACCGGCUAUCGCUUUGAUGUUACUCACUUUAAUAGUACUCUGCCUCGACUUGAAGUCGGUUGAACGAAUGGCGGUAGCAAGCGUGAAUUUUGUUUGUCAUUUUCUCUGUAUGUAUGUUGUGCAUUGGAGUAUACCAUACAACAGGACUAAUCCCCCUAAUAUAUUGUUAUUUUACCGUGAAUCCUUGGCACUGGCUACCUUCGCGAUAAUUCUAACGGCUUUGUUACGCAAACUGGAAGAUAUGAGCACAGAGAUACCAAAUUGGAUCUCGUUUACUACAGCAUUUGUUUUGAACAACAAAGCUGGGCGUUUUCUGAUCCUUAAAGACGACGAGUCUAAUUGUAAGAUAAUAGACAGAGAUAUUGUGACUGAAGAAAACUUGGAUGCUCCCAAAUCUGAAAUAAGCACGAAGGAAUCGUCCUGGAAAUACUUUGCUGCUAUUAUCGACUGGUUAUCUUUCUUUUGUGUGAUUCUUACUUACGUUAUCGUCUUGAUUAUUCUAGUACCCGCUGGUUAAUCUGUGAUAAAAAAUAUUAACGCUGGAA